GCUGAAAGGAAGGAAGCCCCGUAUAUACAUCCAUACAUCAUCCAUGCUGCCAUGAAGUUGGAACUAAUGUUCCAGAUGCAUUAAAGCAUGCAUUAAAGCAUCAAAGUGCUACGCAUGUAAUAACCUAAAUUCGCAACCGGCACCAAAAACCAAUCAAUACAAUCAAUACACCACUCACAAAAUCCAGUGCCCUUCCUCGCCUGGUGACCACUUGACGACCACUUGACACCCGUACAGGUGCCAUGUAGUUACGCUACGUGUGCUCUGUCAUACGCACCCCCUAGGCACCAAGUACAUGAUUAUUAUUAUUAUUAUUAUUGUCUUCAUCAGCUCUUGUCUUACUUUUACAUACAUAGAUCCAGCUGACUGACAUAAUCCUCCACAGCCUUGGCCCUUUUUAAUUUAAUUUAUUUUCAUCCUCUACGGUCCACGGUCCACGGUCUACGGCUUAUAACAUUCAUCUACUACCCCCGUCAACCCGUCAUCCCGUCAUCCAACUAUUUACUAUUACCUUUUACCAUUACCUUCGUCUACCUACAUCCACCCUAGGUUUGGGUUUACAUACCCCCUUUCUAUGACCUGUCUAAGGACAUCAUCGAUUUCAUACUUUCUAUUCUUCGACUAAGAUACUAGUUAGAUACUAUAGUGGCUCGAUCUCCUUAACCCGCAUAGCGUAUCGACGACAAGGAUAGAAAUCCAACAUGAGGGAUCCUUUCCCUAUUCCUCCUAUCCCCGCCCUCAGCAAGGCCGUCCAACCAUGGGCUGACUACCUUGGGUUACCGACGCUGCCUCUGCAUAUUCACGAGGUCCUCUUGAUGGCUGCUCUCUACUUCUUCAUCGGCACUGUCAUCUCGCCCUUCCUAUCGAGCCGAAUCUUCCCUACCAAGUACAAAGCUCUCUCCAGGAGCAAGAGGCUGAGCUGGGAUGUCCACGUCGUGUCGUUUGUACAGAGCACCACCAUCAACAUCCUCGCACUAUGGGUUAUGUUCGUCGACGAGGAGCGCAAGAAUAUGGACUUGCAAGAACGUGUCUGGGGAUAUACCGGUGGUGCAGCUAUGAUCCAAGCUCUCGCUGCUGGUUAUUUCCUUUAUGACCUCAUUAUCACUGUCGCCCAUCUCGAAAUAUUCGGUCUUGGUAUGCUCGCACAUGCCGUUAGUGCUUUGGCCGUCUAUUCCUUUGGCUUCCGCCCCUUUCUUAACUACUAUAGUUCUAACUUCAUCCUCUGGGAGCUGUCUUCGCCUUUCCUCAAUAUCCAUUGGUUCUUUGACAAGCUGGGUAUGACUGGAACUAAGCCCCAGCUCUAUAAUGGCCUAGUACUCAUUGCUACUUUCUUCUCCUGCCGUCUCGUAUGGGGCACAUAUCAAUCUGUCUUAGUCGCCCGUGACUUAUGGACCGGCGUAAACUCGACACCUACCGUUUUGACAGCUCUAACUCCCGACGAGCUUCUCGAGGCAUCAUUCCCUCCCCAGUAUACGAAUACCAUGCGAUUUGUAUCUCAGCCAGAUAGCAUCCCACUAUGGCUUGCUGCGGUAUAUACUGCUAGCAAUAUAACUUUGAACUCGUUGAACUUCUACUGGUUCUUCAAGAUGAUCGACGCCGUCCGCAAGCGGUUCGAUCCCAAGGAAAAAGAAGUCAAGGUGGAAGAAAAGCCGAUAGAAGGCAAAGCCGUCACCACCGGUGUCCAACCAGGCAGUAACGAGUUGAAGGCUCGCCCGCGCCGGGGAACUUUGCUCGACGGAGAAGAGGCAGAUGAACCCCCACCAAUCUAAUAUUUCGUAGGGAAACGUCAGUUUUCUCGAUUGGCUUGUCGGUGCUAUAAUUCGCUCCUAAAAGCCUCGAAGCAAUAUCUUCGCCUCUUUACAACUAGGUGAUAAUGUAGAAGCCCCGAAUUUGAGAUGUAGAGACUUGGAUCACCCGUCUGAUGGAGAAGUUAACAUGAAAGGAAGAGGGGCUUAGCCGAAUUAAGUAUCUGGUCCUAGCUUGCAAAGGAUUCGUACGGAUAAGAGGCUUAAUGAAUGGGUUUUAUGUCAUUUUGAUUAAACCAUUAAUCAAUAAAAACGAGGAAAAUUACAAA
This is a messenger RNA of Daldinia vernicosa, 2074 nucleotides long. RefSeq names its product DUF887-domain-containing protein. The record is from RefSeq and is a predicted model, not a curated record. Gene Ontology annotation, biological process: lipid homeostasis. Lineage: Eukaryota; Fungi; Ascomycota; Sordariomycetes; Xylariales; Hypoxylaceae. The transcript has 2 exons. Gene Ontology annotation, cellular component: endoplasmic reticulum; membrane. The coding region runs from base 702 to 1769 and encodes 355 amino acids.